UGUAGCCUGACAGAGGAGUCCAGGAGCUGAGGGGAGGAUAGACUGGGGCUCAGAGUUGAUCCUGCAACAUAGCCUAGCACCAAGGACACCAAUACAGGAAUUCACACAUCUAGGUAACCAGUGUGUCAUUUGACUUGGGGCAGGUAGGUACUCCCUGCCCCAGAAUGUCUGCCUGGUGGGGAGGCUCCUCCCCUCUGCCAGUGUUCCAGCCUAGUGGCCUGUCCCACUAGGACAGGAUGCUUUUUGUAGGCAGCUAUAUUCUCUAUACAUCGCAUCUAUCUCUAACCAGGUUCUGUUCUGAGUGAUACUUGGGCUUGCCAUGGUUACACAUCGCAUUUAUCUGCCACCUUCACUGUCCUCUGGAACAAAUCCCCUCCUUAUCCAAUCUGCGGUCCUACCUUACUUCAGAAGUCUAUGGGUCUGCCUGGCUAUCCCCCGUGUCUUGAAUGGUGCUUCUGCACUGGGGGCCCUGCUGUUUCAAAUCCAGUGCAGGAGUAUUUGGUUGGUUAGAACAAACAGCUUUAGCCAUGAGUACUGGGGAAGGGUCAGCCUAGGUCUGAGCUGCAGCCUAGGGAUACCCUACCACCUGGUGUCUUUGCCAGACCUGGGGCUUCCUUGCUGCAAUACUUCAAAUAAAUAAGGACGAGGGUGUGUCUACUGCAUGCAGCUCCCAGCUCUGGAGAAGGUCUGAGUGCAGUGGGGUGCAAAUGGACCUUGGCUUUCUGGGGAUGGGUCACAGGCCUAUUUUUUGGUCGGAUAAGCUUCCUGGAGAAGGUGCUAAGCAUACCGAGUACAAGUACAGAAACCAGAAAGGCUGCGUAAGAGGGAUAUGGGUGCCGCAGCUUCCCAGCUACCGCCUCCUGGGAAAAGCUUCAGCAUGAAGAGCAAGACCAGUGCGCAGGCGGUGGUUCUGGGUCGAGCUGUUUGGUGGGGGACGGCUCUACCCAGGAUGUGCGUUGAGUCGGUCGGCGCGUGCGCGUGCAGGCUACGCGCGUGCUCUACCCGUGUGCGCGCAGGGCUGCUGGCAUCUCGUUGACGCUGAGCUUGGAGCACGCAGAGCAGAGCAGGCGGAGCGGGCCGGCCGGGGCGGAGCGGAGCGGUCCGCAGAGCAGCCCCUCCCGGCCUCGGCCGACCCCAGCCCUUGGCCCGGCUCUAUGGACAGGAGCUCGCUGCUGCAGCUCAUCCAGGAGCAGCAGCUGGAUCCUGAGAAUACGGGCUUCAUCGGUGCGGAAACCUUCGCUGGUCUGGUACACAGCCAUGAGCUGCCCCUGGACCCCACCAAGUUGGACAUGUUGGUGGCUCUGGCUCAGAGCAACGAACGGGGCCAGGUCUGCUACCAGGAGCUGGUGGACCUGAUCAGCAGCAAGCGUUCCAGCAGCUUCAAGAGGGCCAUUGCUAAUGGACAACGGGCACUGCCUCGGGAUGGACUGCUAGAUGAGCCAGGCCUGGGUGUCUACAAGCGGUUUGUGCGAUAUGUGGCCUACGAGAUCCUGCCCUGUGAGGUGGAUCGCCGCUGGUACUUCUACCGGCACCGCAGCUGCCCACCCCCUGUGUUCAUGGCCUCUGUCACCCUUGCCCAGAUCAUCGUGUUCCUGUGCUACGGGGCACGUCUCAACAAGUGGGUGCUCCAGACCUACCACCCUGAAUACAUGAAGAGCCCUCUGGUGUAUCACCCGGGACACCGAGCUCGCGCCUGGCGCUUCCUCACCUACAUGUUCAUGCAUGUUGGGCUGGAGCAGCUAGGCUUCAAUGCCCUCCUGCAGCUGAUGAUCGGGGUGCCCCUGGAGAUGGUACACGGUGUACUUCGCAUCAGCCUGCUCUACCUGGCAGGUGUGCUGGCAGGCUCCCUGACUGUCUCUAUCACAGACAUGCGUGCCCCUGUGGUAGGGGGCUCUGGAGGGGUCUAUGCGCUGUGCUCAGCCCACCUGGCCAAUGUUGUCAUGAACUGGGCUGGGAUGCGGUGUCCAUACAAGCUGCUGAGGAUGGUGCUGGCUCUGGUGUGCAUGAGUUCCGAAGUGGGCCGGGCUGUGUGGCUGCGCUUCUCCCCACCACUGCCUGCCUCAGGCCCACAGCCCAGCUUUAUGGCACACCUGGCUGGUGCAGUGGUAGGUGUAAGCAUGGGCCUUACCAUCCUUCGGAGCUAUGAGGAGCGCCUGAGGGACCAGUGCGGCUGGUGGGUGGUGCUACUUGCCUAUGGCACCUUCCUGCUUUUCGCCAUCUUCUGGAACGUCUUUGCCUAUGACCUGCUGGGUGCCGAUAUCCCCCCUCCACCUUGACCUGCUCCUUAGGGCCACAUGGCUAGAGCCGGGCCUGCCGUGGUUCCGCCACCAGGUUGAGGCCAAGUCUUACUGCAGCCCUUGCUGCCCCUCCCAGGCCUUUCUGGGGGAGGGUGCUACUAGGCCAGGGCUGGGUGGAGAUCCUUGAAUGUGGCCCCAGAGGAGGUUCCCUCCCUCCCCACCCACCGAUCCCCAGGACUUGCAGUCUGAGCCUUUUUGGAGAGUGAAUAAAUAUUUUACACAUCACUA
This is a messenger RNA of Alexandromys fortis (reed vole), 2525 nucleotides long. It is a transcript of the gene Rhbdl1, whose product is annotated as rhomboid like 1. Gene Ontology annotation, cellular component: membrane. Lineage: Eukaryota; Metazoa; Chordata; Mammalia; Rodentia; Cricetidae. The record is from RefSeq and is a predicted model, not a curated record. The coding region runs from base 1155 to 2276 and encodes 373 amino acids. The transcript is spliced from 8 exons. Gene Ontology annotation, molecular function: serine-type endopeptidase activity.